AUGGCAUCCCUCAAGGAAAUCCUCAACCUCGACAAGGCAGAGCUGGUGUUCCAACGACUGGUGGAGGCGGUUGAAUCCCACUCGUUAGACCUGGCGGCGGUGAGGCGAGAUGUCUCCAGGAAGGCCAGCGGCGAAGACCUGCGGGGAAUGUGCACAGAGAUCAACGGCCGCCUGGCUGCCCUGGAGCGCCGCGUGGCGGCCACGGAAGCGGCGGUAUCGAUCCCGGAAAAUUCCGGCGGCUCUGGCGUCAGCUUCACGGUCGGGGAGGCUGUUCGAGCAAACGGGCAGGCGUUGCUCGGUCUGUCCAAGCAACUGGAAGAAAAGGCCGGGAGGGAUGACCUGUCGGCCAAGGGUGAGGAGCUCGAGGCCUGCAUCCGUGAGCGCGAACGGGCGGUGCGGCAGUGGGGAGUCGGGCGAGACUUCGCAGAUAGCCUCGGGAGGGCCAACCGCGGGCUCGCCGGGAAGCUGCUAGCCGUCGAAGGGGUAUUGAGCACCAAGAUCGAUAGGUCGGAGUUGGACAACAUGCAGGCGGCGUGCGCCAAGGUGUCGACAGUUUCGGAUUUCUUGGACGACGCGGCGCGAAGGGUUUCGACUCUGGAGGCGGGGUUGGAGCGGGGAGAGCGCGAGCGAAGGGAGAAUGAGGAGGACACGCGAGAGGCCCUGCGAGACGUGAAGGCCAACCUCGCUGAGAGGGCUGACAAACGCUCGUCUCAGGCCGUCGCACAAGACCUAGCAGACCUCCGCAGGUCCUUCAUCGAGGAGACCAGCUCCAAGACCAGGCAGCUGAGGGGCCUCAGGCGCGACGCGAACGAGCUCAAGCAGUCGGAGGUCAAAAGACGUGACAUCCCGAUAACCCUCAUCUGCCUCUAUAGCUCAGCUGGGAGAGCGUGGCACUGA
Ectocarpus siliculosus is the source of this 897-nucleotide messenger RNA. The record is from the annotation of a GenBank genome assembly. Lineage: Eukaryota; Phaeophyceae; Ectocarpales; Ectocarpaceae.